Fusarium verticillioides 7600 is the source of this 881-nucleotide messenger RNA. RefSeq lists its product as hypothetical. The coding region runs from base 222 to 881 and encodes 219 amino acids. Lineage: Eukaryota; Fungi; Ascomycota; Sordariomycetes; Hypocreales; Nectriaceae. The record is from RefSeq and is a predicted model, not a curated record. The transcript has a single exon.
AGCGAUCUAAGUGUGUUCAUCCUAUUCUCUUUAUAUAUGUGGCGCCAUUGACAUUUGUUGAAGUCAACGCAAGACCAAAUCCCACAUCAAUUUCAAAUCCCCCAUUGCUAGCAUCUUUCUCACCUUCUGCUACUUCGCCCUCGACCUCAUGUUGGGAAACAGGCGAUACUUCCCCAUAAUUACCCAGAAGCAGCACUUUAAUAGCUGGUGUGUGGCGGAGCAUGUACAUGUGGACAUCCUCGGUCCCCGCCGACAUGGUGUAUAGCAUCAUGACCAUCUUUAGCAUCCGCAUCGACCCAUACCGCAGCACUCGGGCAGCCCAGUUCGUUUUCGAUGACUUGACACGCAAGAUGACGACCCUAACUACUAUUAGCCCCGUCUGGCUGACCCUAGGCGGCGUCACGGGGUGCGUGUUCCCGCGAGAUCCCCAGUCGGGUCUCCUCCCCGAAUUCUCCCACGCGGCUAACACUGCACCCACGACGGUGGUUGGAGGCAAAACGGUAUGGGUUGGUAACCACCUAGAUGACUCGCCGUGGUACGUGAGGCGGUAUGACAUGUAUUUUGUCAGCCACUCUCAGCCACAUAUCAUCAACGUUGCCAUAUUCAAGGUCAAAGUCCUUCGAGACUUGCGACCGAAGAAGAUCCGGAAAGUCGACUGGAGUUUAUUUGGCAAACGCGUAGUCGCUAAAGUCAAGCUGGGUAGGGCAACUGGUAGAUGCAUAUACUAUGGAGACCUUGAGCCCCCAGGGGGACGCGAUGUGUACGCUAUUUAUGUCGGAGAUAUUGGCGACAUGACCACUGGCUCACAAAACAGGCGGAUAGACUUCCCGUCCUCGUACAUGAACAAACACCGAUUUGGCGGGCGUUUAUUAAAAAGAUAA